CACGGUCAACACCACCCUUGGCUUGUACGGAUUACAGCAUUGUACCACUAUUCCGUCUCCUGAGGCACAUUUGGCCACGCUGUUUGGCCUCUCUACUAAUUGACACGUCUUUGACAGACAAUCAUUUUAUCAUGUCGAGGGCCUUGGAUCCAGACACCGCUGCGUUUCUAAGAGCAGGUGAUCCUUUGGCGGCUUACCAGACGAUAUCUAAGGUGCUGAUCUCGCCAAAAGAUGGUCUGCUCGAAAUCGAGGUUUUGGGCAAAACCCAUUUCCUUGAGGAAGGGCAGUAUGUCCUCCAGGAUGGAUCUGCGGUCGCUAUUUCCAAGCUGGGUCUUGUCCAAGCUUUCAUGGUCGCCAGGCAGUUUCUCAAGGGCCAUCUUGACGGCACUCUGCCACGGCCAGAUACUGAUGUCCUUGCCAUGACGGCGGUUAUCCUACUUUUCGACCCUGAAUACCUCACGGCCGCCAACACUAGGAAGCGCCUCCUUCAAGCACAGAUAUCCAGCGGCAGCGAUGUACGCGCAAGACUGGAGACGGAGAAGCGCUUCGUUGACAGCCUCCUGACAAGCAGGUUACACCGGCACACGAAGUCGCCUACCCUAUGGAGUCACCGCCGCUGGCUUGUCCACAUGUUUGUUUUGCUUGGGCUGCCGGUGGACGUGCUUGGGGAUAUCAGGGACGUCGUAUUUGUCGCUGGGGAAAGGCACCCAAGGAAUUACUACGCCUGGUGUCAUGCGCGGUUCCUGAUGGGAUUGAAAAGGGGCAUCAGCCACCCGAGUAUCUCGGCCGCCGUGCAGGCCUGGUGUUUCCAACAUCAUACCGAUAUCUCCGGGUGGUCCUUCCUCUCCUUCCUCCUGCAUCAAGAGAGCGGCACAAAUAUUGAAGUUGGAUGCACGACGUUCACAAACGUUCUGAAUCUGGCCAGUUCGCUUCGGCUGGCUAAUGAGUCCCUCUGGGUCUUCCUACGGACCCUCGCCGCUUCGCGGCUUGUUGGUGACGAGCAGUGCGCGCAACUACGCGCUGUCCAAGCAGCUAUCCUGGAGACCGUGGCAACACCGGCAGAUCAGGCGGUACUACGAGCCGCCGUCGACUGGUGCGAGGCAUACCGGCGGCGCAGUGGGCCGCCUCUUGCAGAUGGUCAAUUGCGCGGGAAAUGAGAUGGCAAGCAACAAACAAACGCCAGUAUCUGAUCCUUAAGUCGUGGACUCCGAUCA
Messenger RNA from Chaetomium strumarium, 1214 nucleotides. RefSeq lists its product as uncharacterized. The record is from RefSeq and is a predicted model, not a curated record. Gene Ontology annotation, cellular component: cytoplasm. Gene Ontology annotation, molecular function: protein prenyltransferase activity. Bases 132 to 1157 code for a protein of 341 amino acids. Lineage: Eukaryota; Fungi; Ascomycota; Sordariomycetes; Sordariales; Chaetomiaceae. The transcript has a single exon. Gene Ontology annotation, biological process: protein prenylation.